Brassica rapa (field mustard) is the source of this 6126-nucleotide messenger RNA. RefSeq names its product scarecrow-like protein 18. The record is from RefSeq and is a predicted model, not a curated record. Lineage: Eukaryota; Viridiplantae; Streptophyta; Magnoliopsida; Brassicales; Brassicaceae.
CCCCCCAUUUUCGCCUUGUCCGACCUCUGGCUCCGGCCUAAUCCAUGGUGCAUGGUGGUCGUUUGUGUGGAGUUAGGACGCGGUAGUGGGAAGGUUCUCGAUGGAGGAGAGGCGGCUCGUUUAGAUCAAGGUUAGAUUCCGGGAGGUGGAGGCUCUUUUUGCUCCGCCGCCGUCGGUUCUGUUUUCGGGAGGGGGAGGCUUACCUAGCUCCGUCGUCGCCGUCUUGUCUCCGGAGGGUGGAGGCUACAGUAGCUCCAUGCUGCCGGUUUGGUACCCGUAGAAAAUUUGGGUGUUAGCGGUGAAAGUUCGGUUAGGGUUUUGUUCUUGUCGGCUCGGGUGGAAUCGAGAUAGUGCGGAUGAGAUCUUAGGAGAAGAUGAAGCUCUCCGUCUAUGAGACCGACGACAAGAGAAGUUAGCUGUGGGUGUGGUGUGAGAAGAGUGGGUGGUCCGGAUGAGAGCGCGGUUUGUCCGAUGACGCUUUCGGUGGAGGACCACCGGGAAGGAAGGUGUUUUGUUGCGGGGUAUGAGAUCCGGCGAAACGAAGCACGGUUAGAUAGCUCCGACGGCGUCCCGAGGCGGAGACGGUCAGGUAGAGACGGUGUGCGACGCGUGUCGAUCCGAUGGCACAGAUGCUUCCACGUGUUCAGCAGCCAGUCUCCUUGACGCGUUUGAUCCAGCCGACGUCGGUUUGGGCUUGAUUGGUUUGGGCCGCGGUCCGUUUAUAGCGGUUAGACUGUAGCUGGUUUGGCUUUUGGGCUUCGUGCCUUUUGUUUAAGUGUUUGGGCUUCGGAUUUUGUAAUUUGGGCUUGGCCCGGUAUCAUUAAUCUAUAUAAAAAUCUUGACGGAAAAAAAAAAAAAUAUCAAAGUGAGAAAAAGGCAAAAGUGUCAGCCUUGCGUCCAAUCUUUUGGGUUAAACUUCCUGCCUUCUCCCCUCCCUCAUUUAUUUCAUUGCGUGCUUCUUCUCAUUUCUUAUUUAUUUAUAUUUAUUUAUUUGUUUAUUUAUUUAUUUUUACAUUACUUUCAAUUGAAGUAUUAUUGUUUGAUUAAUCAAUAGUCUUUUUAUUUUGGGUUAAUCAUAGUGUUAGUGUAAAAGCAUCUUUAGUGAGAAUUCUAAGCGAAAAUUUCUCAAAUGUAUGUCUAGAAUUCUAUUAUGGGUAUCCCAAAUCCAUUAAGAAUCUCAAAUCCAUGAAGUUUUUUAGUUCAAUAUUUGAGAUUUGGAAUUUUGAAAUGGGGUCUUAUGGAUUUUGGAUACAAAAAGCAUUAUUUUAUUAUUUAUAUACUUUAUUGUUUUUUUUUUAAGAAACUUUGUGAAAACUUAUUAAUUUUUUUAUUAAUAAUGCUCUAAGUAAUACUAUGAACUUUGAUAAUUUCUGGUUGUUCCUAUAUUGUAAAGCUGGUAUAUAUAUAUCUCUGUGUUGGUGUUAUCUCGUACAGCGUACUUAUUUAUGGUCGGAUUUAUAGAAAGCAGAAGAAGUUUCAGUCACUAGAACUUCAAAUACCAUCUAAAAAUCUUUUUUAAGAAAUUGAAAUUCUGAUAUUUUAAUAAUUUUCUGGCGGGUAAAAUAGUCGAAUAUAUAUUAAACAAAUACUAUCUAUUGAUGAGAUCAAAUUGAUUUACGUGGAUGAUUGAAUGUAAUGUUUAGUCAAAACAUAUAUAUAUCAUAAUAAUUGAAAAGACUUGUCAUAAGGAAGUAUCUAAUAAUAUUUUUAGUGCAAACAAAUACGUAUGGGAUCGCUAUGUGUUAUCCAGAUAAAAAGCACAUCCAUCUCAUUUGUCCUUAUUGACCGACUGCUCUUCUUCUACCAGCUCCUAAUUGUUAUUCAUUUAAUGUAGAAGCUGUUUAUAUUUAUUACUUAUGUUUUUUUUUGAGCUUUGUAUUGAGCUGAUUUGAAUAAACUUGAGAUUUCACAUCCUUUUAGAAUAACUUUUCCAUUUCAAACAUGAAAAUGGUAUUAUUAUGGUUUGUUUUUGUGUAACAGCUGGUGUUAUAUUAUUUGUUCAAAGUCAAUAAUGUGUUUGAAUGAAUUAUAAACGAAGAGUGAAUAAAAUAAAUAAAUAAAAAGGGUUAAAGCAAAAGGAAUGAACCAUUCAAGAACACUAUCAUGCAUACACCAAACGGUAAAACAGUUUAAAUCGUGAACUUUGAAAGCAUCUUUCUCCUCGGUGGAAUUAUGCAUGUAAGAUUUUAUAUUAAAAAGGAUAUGUAAAUGCAUUUAUCAUGCGAUAAGAUGCUUUGUAUUUAUGGUACAAAAAGAAAUGAGGAAGUGAGCAAUAAAGUCUCCAAUCCAAUAAUAGAUGCUCAAAUAAUACUGUAAGCACUCCCAUACAUUUACAUAUAUAUACACAAUAUAUAAGAGCGGAACUGGGAAUCCUUUUGUUGCUCAAAAAAAAAAGAGUGAGAAUCCUUUCACUUAAAGGGGCAUGGAGAUAUCUUUUUGCAGCAUUUCCAUUUUGGUAAAUCCAAUAAGUGAAAAGGUGUAAUAAUUAGCAAUUUGGGGGUUAGCUUUUCGAUUUUGCAAGCAAAGCUACGUCUCUUUUCUUUUUGUACAUCCCGAGUCACUCAAACGACGGGCAUAAUAUCAACGAAAGUAAAAUAGUAUAAUUAACAACUGUCCAAAUAAGUACUCCGGACAUAUUCAACGGAUCGAAGGCCAACCGACUAAAAGAUACGAGACUAUCUCUAAUGAUUUACUUUAUUUUUUACUCUAAAAUAAAUUAACUUUAUAAUAAAGUUUGAAUUUGUUUCAAUAAUAUUAUAUUUUAAAAUAGAAAAUAGAACAAUGAAAAUAAAAAAUAAAUUACUUUUUAUUUGGAACAAACCUAUUUUUCACUCUAUUAUAAAUGAUAAAUAGAAUAUCAUUACAGUAUUUUUAAUCUAAAUUUUAUUUUAGAAUAAAAAAUAAAGUAGGGCUAGAAAUACCUUAAUUAUAAUUGUGGAUGUAAGUGUACUAAAAAAAGUGGCAUUUGCCUCUAUAAAAAAAAAUUCUUUUUAAUAUAUUCAAAUUUUAUUAUUUUUCUUAUUAAAAUUACAUUUAACUUUAAAUUUUAUAUUUAUAUGUGAUUAUUUUUUCUAAAAUUUUAUGUUAUAUCUACCACUAUUUAUUUACUGACACCGGAUAAAUCCAGUUGUUAGUAAUAUGAAUUAGAUAUUUAUAUUGUCUAGUUACAUAAGUCUAAAACUGCAGAUUAUGAAUCCGAAAAAGAUGUAAAUGUAAAUUUUCUUUAUCGUAAUUAUUUUCAAUGUGAGUUUUAGUAAUUUUUAUGUCAGUUCUUAGUUUUUAGAGCUUUCUUGUUAUUUCUCAACUUACGAAUUAAUUUUUGUUUUUGAAUAAUAUUAUUAGAAAAAAAUGAUCCAUUAUUAUGUUGCUUUACUGUAAAAUUUAUACCAUAAAAUGCAAAAACUUUUUACAUUUUAAAAAAUACAAAUAUAUUCUAGAAUACUGGUUAGUUCAUUGUUGUAUAAAAAAUCGUUUUGUUUUCAUUAACUGUUUUUAUUUCUUUAAAAUCUCGUAAUUUGGCAUACUCGAGAUGAGAAUCUUAACGAGGGUUCCAAUUUUACGCACCUAAAAAUUGGAACCUAUGAGCAUAAUUCCUGCAAACGCAUUCAUUAAUACAGUGGGCCAUCUUCACGAUCCACCGCACAAAUAUAAAUAUGCACACAUACAUAACCAUAUAAUAUCCUGUCGACGAAGACGUGUGAAUGCAGAAAAUAUAAAUUAUACUACUGAUGUAAAACUGUUUCAACGUAGUAUAUUUUUGUACCGAUUCAUUUGAUCUAGUAACUAUUACUUUAUUUUAUCUAGUGCACGUCCAUAAAUAAAUGAAAGAGUCUUGGCUGCCUAGAUAUAAAUCCAACACCAAGCUACAUUUAUGUUAACCGAAUUUAAACCAAGUCUUAGUUUUUACUUUUUAGAGUAUAAAGUUGAAACACGAGAUGGAAAUUAGUUACUGUAUAUCGUUUCAAAGUUAUUAGAGUUGUGAGUGUCAGUGUUGUGAUUUAUGAAUCUAAUGUGACGUUCAAAAAAAAAAAAAUACACUAAAUGCAUAUAUUUGAAAGUUUAGUUUGUAUAAAAUUUUAAACUCAAAAACAUAUAAGUUUCAUAAAAAAAUGUUUUAAAUAUAAUUAAUCCUAAAACCGGCUUGAGGAUUCUCAAGGACCCUUGAAUUGCUUGGUCGGUCCAUCUUGAUCUCUAUCCAUAUAAUUUAUGUUAUAUAUGAUAUGCGUGUACACACAUAUGCUAAAGCUAGUGUUGAUUUUAUUUAAGAUAAAAAUAUUAUAAUAAUACAAGCAAUAUACCUUCAGGUCAAGAGAAAUGAUAUUUAUUAUUACCCAUUGAAAAAGACUCAUUUGAUCGAGAGAGAAAAAGAAUCUAUCAUAUGAACCAAAAAAGCAUCUUUCUAUCUUUUCAAAUGCUUGCUUCCUUCAAAUCCUCUAGCUCCUCCUCCGAAGAUGCCACCGAGAAUCCUCCUCCUCCUCCUCCUCCUCCGUUAUGCCUCGCCUCAUCUUCUGCCGCAACAUCCGCCGCUCAUCACCUCCGUCGUCUACUAUUCACAGCUGCGGAUUUCAUCUCUCAGUCCAACGUCUCCGCCGCUCAAAACAUACUCUCAAUCCUCUCCUCAAACUCCUCCCCUUACGGCGACUCCACGGAGCGGCUCGUCCAUCUCUUCACGAAAGCCUUGUCCGUACGGAUCGGCUUGUCUGAAAACGCUGCCACGUGGACAGCGAACGAAAUGGCUUCUAGCUCCACGGUUUUUACAAGCAGUGUAUGCAAAGAACAGUUCUUGUUUCGGACCAAGAACAACAACAACUCUGAUCUCGAGUCUUGUUACUAUCUUUGGCUGAACCAACUAACACCGUUUAUUCGGUUCAGCCAUUUAACGGCGAACCAAGCGAUCCUCGACGCGACGGAGACAAACAACGGUAACGGAGCAUUACAUAUACUUGACUUAGAUAUAUCACAAGGACUUCAAUGGCCUCCGUUGAUGCAAGCCCUAGCCGAGAGAUCAUCAUCAAACCCUAGCAGUACUCCACCUCCUUCCCUCCGCAUAACCGGAUGUGGUCGAGACGUAACCGUAUUAAACCGAACCGGAGAUCGGUUAACCCGGUUUGCUAACUCUCUAGGACUUCAGUUUCAGUUUCACACGCUUGUGAUCGCUGAAGAAGACCUCGCCGGACUUUUGCUUCAGAUCAGAUUAUUAGCUCUCUCCGCCGUACAAGGAGAGUCCAUCGCCGUCAACUGCGUCCACUUCCUUCACAGAUUCUUUAACGACGACGGAGACAUGAUCGGUCACUUCCUGUCGGCGAUCAAGAGCUUAAACCCUAGAAUCGUGACAAUGGCGGAGAGAGAAGCGAACCAUGGAGAUCCUUCGUUCUUGAAUAGAUUCUCAGAGGCUUUAGAUCAUUUCAUGGCAAUAUUUGAUUCGUUAGAAGCGACUUUGCCGCCAAACAGCAGAGAGAGGCUAACCCUAGAGCAACGGUGGUUCGGUAUGGAGAUUUUGGAUGUUGUGGCGGCGGAAGCGGCGGAGAGAAAGCAAAGACAUCGGAGGUUUGAGGUUUGGGAGGAGAUGAUGAAGAGACAUGGCUUUGCUAACGUGCCAAUAGGAAGCUUUGCUUUCUCUCAAGCUAAGCUUCUGCUUAGACUCCAUUAUCCUUCAGAAGGUUAUAAUCUUCAGUUUCUCAACGACUCUUUGUUUCUUGGAUGGAAAAAUCGUCUUCUCUUCUCCGUUUCAUCGUGGAAAUGAUUUAGUAGAGAGAGAAGAAACCUAAACUUAGGUUUAGUAGAGAAAAAAAAUAUCUGAUAUUUUUUGGUGUUAGGGCAAACAAAAAAAUGAUUUUACAGAUGACGUCGGAGGACGGUGGCUCCGGCGAUGAUUGUCGACGGUGGAGGAAUCUUGGGAUGUGUGUCCUUUUUUGUUUCUUGGGAAGCUGAAACAAAGAGACAACCUAAUCUUUUGUGUUCAACCUACUAAUAUCUAUUUUUUCAAACUCAAUCUUAGGUGUAUCGGUUUAACAUAUAUAAUCCCAUUUUGUAUCUUUUCUUUUUCAUUUUAUUUGGUUAUUUUAGUCGAUCCACUCGGGUAUUAGUUGCAUUUUUAUGAUUUAUUAUAUGCAUCCACUUAUCAGA